This is a messenger RNA of Phyllotreta striolata, 915 nucleotides long. The record is from the annotation of a GenBank genome assembly. NCBI's taxonomy places the organism in Eukaryota, Metazoa, Arthropoda, Insecta, Coleoptera, Chrysomelidae.
AUGACUCAUUCGGAAAACGCCAACGCCUCUCCAACUCCGGGAAAACCUUCGGAAAACUCGAACAGCGUGACGAGGAAAUUGCUACCGCUAGCAGCGUUUUUCGUCGCUUUUACCACCGUCAUGACCGUCUUGAUCGUCUACAUGGAUAACACAGCUAUAAAACACUACCAGUUCCGGGUGAACAUGAGCCAGGAUUACGAUCUUCUCGGAGUGUCCCAGGACGAUCCCCAAUUGGUGACUUACAUCAGAGAGGUUCACUUGAGCUCUGCGUACGAACCGAACCACAAACCAAAACAGGAACCGCGGAAAGAGGACGAGGAAAUGUCGGAAGAUACUGCUUUUGUUGUUCGUUUGUUAGACAAGAAAAACGGCUUCUUCGUCGAAGCCGGCGCCUACGACGACGGCCGCACGUCGAAAACCGCCUACCUGGAGCGGCGGCUCCGCUGGCGAGGCCUCCUCGUCCAGCCCGAUCCUCGGCGCUAUUUCGCCCUGAAGAAACAGGCCAGGCGCCUGUCGAAGGCCGUCCACGCCUGCCUCAGCCCCUCGCCCUACCCCAAGGAGGUCUCCGUCCGCACCGAAGGCGGCGAGGGCGUCGCGGCGACGCCGGGCCUGCUCGACGCCGACGGCGCCGAUUGGUUCAACACGAGAGUGAAGUGUUUCCCGUUGUAUUCGGUUCUGUUGGCCGCGAACGCGACGCGCGUGGAUUAUUUGGUGUUGAGUACCGGCGGUACCGAGUUGCAAGUACUCGAAACGGUGCCGUUUGGGAACGAGGUGGAGUUGAGGGUGAUUAACGUGAGGGGUGGCGGUGGUGAAUCGGGGGCGGUUAAAGAGUUUUUGGAGUCGAAAGGUUACGAGUUGGCGAAGAGUUUCGGGGAGUCUGAUGUGUUUUUGUUGAAGUCGAUGGGUUCCGGAUGA